ACGGCGAACCACCUAAACACCACUUCUUUUCCUUAUAAUCCUAUUUCCUUUCCUCUGAUCUCGCCAUUUUUAACGCUCGCCGGAGAUGAAAGACUGUGCGAAGCAUCCGGUGGCGGAGGCCAACGAAGAGAGCCCCUUUGGGUCCUUGAGCCCGGACGAGUUCUACUCGCGCCACUCGGUGAGUCACGGCACCGAGUUCAUCACCAAUACUCGCGGUCUCAAGCUAUUCACCCAGUGGUGGGCCCCUCUCCCUCCCGCGAAGGUAAUCGGCGUCGUCUGUGCCGUCCACGGCUUCACCGGCGAAUCCAGCUGGAUGCUCCAGCUCACCGCCGUCCACAUCGCCAAGCAAGGGUUUGCAGUCUGCGCCAUCGACCACCAGGGCCACGGCUACUCCGACGGCCUCGUCGCUCACAUACCGGACGUCGAUCCCGUCGUCGACGACUGUAUAUCCUUCUUCGACUCCUUCCGCGACCGCCACGUGCCGCCGGAUCUGCCGUCGUUCCUCUACGCCGAAUCCCUUGGCGGCGCGAUUGCUCUACUCAUAACCCUCCGCCGCGGCGAUUCCGCGCCCAAACGCCCCUUUGACGGCGUCGUUUUGAACGGGGCGAUGUGCGGAAUCAGCGAUAAGUUCAAGCCCCCGUGGCCGUUGGAGCAUUUUCUGGACAUCGCCGCCUUCCUCAUACCGACCUGGCGCGUUGUUCCGACGCGCGGCUCCAUCCCCGCCGUUUCGUUUAAGGAGGAAUGGAAGAGGAAGCUGGCGAUUGCAAGCCCUAGAAGGACAGUGGCGAGGCCUCGGGCAGCGACGGCGCGUGAGUUGCUAAGAGUGUGCCGGGAUUUGCAAUCGAGGUUCGAGGAAGUGGAUGUCCCGUUCCUGAUCAUCCACGGAGCGGAAGACGUAGUCUGCGACCCGGGGUGCGUGGAGGAGCUGCACAGACGCGCCGCCAGCAAGGACAAGACUCUGAAAAUAUAUCCCGGCAUGUGGCACCAGCUGGUGGGCGAGCGGGAGGAGGACGUGGAGCGCGUUUUCGGAGACGUCGUGGAGUGGCUGACGACAAGAGCCAAUCGCGCUACCAGUUGAAACGCCGCCGUGUGCGGCGGAUGAAGGUGGCCGAUUAAUUAAUUUACGGUAAAUUGGAUUUGGGAGUGAGCAGUUCCGUAGUUGUUGGGCAGCAAUAACUAAACGGUUAGGAGUUGGGUGAGUGUAGGGAGCAUUCCCUUAUUUUUAUGUACUACAAUGCGCCACAUCAAUAAUAAAUACAUGGAUUAUGGUAUGUGUACCCCAAGGUUUGUACCCUAAUUUGUACCCCGCAGUUUUGCACCAACACUUUGUAUUGGUGUAAAACUAAUUUUUGUUAAACGCACCAACAUUUGUGUCCGUGUGAAUAUUUAUUAACGCACCAACAUUUGUGUCGGUGUAAACCAUCGAAAUGUUUGUGCAAGCCUGUGGUGUACAAAUGGGGUAUAUUUUUUUGGUGUAAGUGUAGCAUGGUCCUAAAUACAUAUAACACACCAUC
Messenger RNA from Cuscuta campestris, 1514 nucleotides. NCBI's taxonomy places the organism in Eukaryota, Viridiplantae, Streptophyta, Magnoliopsida, Solanales, Convolvulaceae. The record is from the annotation of a GenBank genome assembly.